Babjeviella inositovora NRRL Y-12698 is the source of this 536-nucleotide messenger RNA. RefSeq lists its product as uncharacterized. The record is from RefSeq and is a predicted model, not a curated record. NCBI's taxonomy places the organism in Eukaryota, Fungi, Ascomycota, Pichiomycetes, Serinales. The transcript has a single exon. The coding region runs from base 34 to 294 and encodes 86 amino acids.
AAGUCACUCCUUAUAAACCCGUAUCCUCACACAAUGAAGUUCACAUCUGCUGCCGUAUUGCUUAUCGCCUUUAGCAUGGUUGACGCCACCCCGGUGAAGGCCAACUUGGAUCUUGCUAGAUCAUCUGCCGCCGCCGCCGUCGUCGCUGCUCCAACUACCCCCAGUCGAUUCCCAGUCAUUGUCCCCUCCUAUACUCCAGGCAAGCCAAAGAUCAACGUUGCCACGGCUGCGAAUACGAUCAAUUUCUCCCAUGCCACCGCCGAGACCAAGGAGAAAACCCGCUACCACAAAUAAGUGGUACCUGUACAAUAACAUAGACCCUCCACAUCCCAUUUUAUUCACUUCUGCUCUUUUUAUUCUUAAAUGGCCUAGGUUUGGCCCUUCAUACCCCUUUUAACUGGCUUGGUUUCUUUCAGUUCUUCGUCCUCACUUAUAUACAUCAUUUUUCAUACUGGUCACGUCUUGCGCUUGUUUACGCCUCCGGAUUUUUUUAGCUACUUUUUAGGAUAUACGUAAUGGAUUUAAAAUACCCUCCA